Pelagomonas calceolata is the source of this 649-nucleotide messenger RNA. The record is from the annotation of a GenBank genome assembly. NCBI's taxonomy places the organism in Eukaryota, Pelagophyceae, Pelagomonadales, Pelagomonadaceae.
AAUCACCCAGUCUAUCACCCAGUCUAUUGCCAAGCUCGCGCAACAGUUUUAUUCAUAAAAAUAUAAGCCAAAACCUUUUGCGCACGCCGGCUCGACUUUUCCGUCGCGAUUUUGCAUCGGUGCGGCCAAUUAUCGAGUGCCAGGGAUGCUGCCUGCCUUGAGACGCGGCGCCCGCGGCGCCAGGCGUCGAAGGACUGCCGUUCUACCGCCACCGACGCGACGACGGCUCGCGACGCCCUCCUUCCAGCUCGGAAGGCUGAACCACGUCGCGCUGGCGGUGCCGGACCUCGCGGCGGCGACGGCGACGUGGGCCGCGCUGGGCGCGACGGUCUCGCCGCCCCAAGCGAUGCCGGCCCACGGCGUCACCGCCUGUUUCGUCGGCGAGCAGCUCGAGCUCCUGGAGCCCCUCGGCGCGGAAUCACCGAUCGCGGCGUUCCUCGAGCGGCACCCGGCCGGCGGCCUGCACCACGUCUGCCACGAGGUUUCUGACGUCGCCGCGGCGGCGCGAGACCUCGAGCGUCGGGGCUUUAGAAUACUCGCGCCGCCGGCGCUGGGCGCGCACGGCGUGCCCGUCGUCUUCCUGCACCCGAAGGCGACGCACGGGACGCUUCUGGAGCUGCAGGAGGCGUCGGGGGAUUAAGAAGUGUGC